UUUUUGGCUACCAAAUUUCUCUUUUUCUUUCACAAAUUUCAUCUACCAAAGAAAGAAGAAGAGAAACUCCAAUCUCCUAUGAGAAGAUGGCCUCCAAACGAGCUGGUUUUUUUGCUAAAACAUUGCUCCAACAUAAACCACAUACACCAAACUCAUGCCUACAUAGUAGUGAGAGGUCUCGACCAACACAACCUCCUCCUCAGCCAAUUCAUUGACACCACUUCCUCUCUCGGCUUUAUCGAAUACGCUUAUUCACUCUUCACCCACAAAACCAAACAACCUCAGUUAACAUCAGAUGAUAAUGACACGCUUUAUAUCUAUAACACCACCAUCAAGGCUCUCUCUAGAUCUCGGUCUCCUCGCUUUUCCAAACAAGCCAUCAUUGUAUAUAACAGAAUCCAACUGUCCGGGUUGCGGCCCGACACUUACUCUUUCCCUUUUGUACUCAAAGCCGUUGUUCGAUUAUCCGAGCUUCAAUGCGGGAGAGCUGUUCACUCUCAAGCUAUUGCUACUGGGUUGGCCUCGGAAGUUAAUGUGGUUACAGCAUUGAUUCAGAUGUAUUCAUCUUGUGGGGGAUGUGUUUGUGAUGCUCGUAAGUUGUUUGAUGAUGGGGUGAGCUUUAUUAGAGGAGAUGUAGUGGUCAUGUGGAAUGCGAUGGUUGCUGGUUAUGUUAAGAUUGGUGAUCUAGAGAACGCGCGGGACUUGUUUGAGAAAAUGCCUCAAAGGAAUGUGAUUUCUUGGACUGCACUCAUUGCAGGGUAUGCUCAGAAUAAUCGUCCGGAUGAUGCCAUAAAUGUGUUCCGCAGAAUGCAAAUUGAUGAGAAUGUGGAGCCUGACGAAAUUGCAAUGUUGGCUGUACUCUCUGCUUGUGCUGAUUUGGGUGCUUUUGAGCUAGGGGAGUGGAUUCAUAACUAUGUUGAAAAACUUGGGUUAAACAAGAAUAUUAUUCCUCUCAGAAAUGCACUCAUUGACAUGUACGCAAAGUCAGGCAACAUAACCAAAGCUCUACAAGUCUUUGAAACUAUGAAGCAUAAAAGUAUCAUAACUUGGACGACGAUUAUUGCUGGACUGGCUUUACAUGGGCUUGGAAGAGAAGCUCUUGAUAUGUUUUUUCGCAUGGAGAGGGCUAGAGUUAAGCCAAAUGAAGUCACUUUCAUCGCCAUCCUUUCUGCUUGUACCCAUGUUGGAUUGGUUGAAAUGGGGCGCUGGUAUUUCAAUAACAUGGAAUCAAAGUACGGGAUUGAACCAAGAAUCGAACACUAUGGCUGCAUGGUCGAUUUACUUGGUCGAUCUGGCUAUCUCCAAGAGGCCCUAGAACUAGUUAAGCGGAUGCCAUUUGAACCAAAUGCAGCUAUAUGGGGGUCUCUUCUUGCUGCCUCCAAUGUUCACUGUGAUGCUGAGUUAGGAGAGCACGCAUUGCUGCAUCUACUACAGUUGGAGCCCCAUAACAGUGGAAAGUAUGCACUUUUAUCUAAUAUAUAUGCUAGUCUAGGUAGGUGGAAUGACUCUGGGAUGGUGAGGAAGGUGAUGAGAGAAACAGGUGUAAAGAAGAUGCCAGGCGGGAGUUUCAUUGAAGUGAGUAACAGAGUUCAUGAAUUCAUUGCUGGAGAGAAAUCACAUCCACAGUUCAAUGGGAUAUAUGAAAUUCUGGUUAACAUAAAUGGACAUUUGAAGAUGGUUGGGCAUGUGCAAAAGGGAGGUGGUGGGCUACUUGAAUUUGAUGAAUGAUCAGGAUUAGUACUAUUCACAAGAAAUGGUUUUGAACUGGCUGUUGAGUUGAGUACCACUGGGAAUAUAAUGUGUUGUAAGUCAUAACCACCUGAUGUGCCGCAACUGCUUCAUGAAUUGAAAACCAAACCAAUUUCAACUGACUUUGAGAAGAUCUGAACUUAAUAUGUUUAUAGACAAGAUCAAUAAAGCAACAUCAAUGUUUUUCUGGUCUUUUUAUGCAAUCAGGAGCCAAUUUCAUAUUAUCUGACGUUCUACCAAACUUACGUGGCAUCUUGGUCGUGAGGGGAGCUUUGCUGCAUCAGCAUGUUUUUUGCCAGCCAUCUCAUAACCAAAAAACUUCACCUCAGUGGCCAUUUCAAAUUGAAAAAGAUCAAAAUGCAGAAUAAGACAAAGCAGCAUUAUGCAUCAGUUGGGAAUUGAGAUGAAGCUUGGAAAUGGCAAGCCAGCAAACCAGAUCUUCUUCUUUGGGACUAACAUGGACGAGCAUAAGUGUUUUUGAAUCCUUUCCUGAGGUUAAGUUGUUGAAUCAAGGCAAGAUACUUAGAUUUGGCUGGUGAAGAAGAACAAUACAUAUACAUGCCAGAAGCACUUGUAAGAGUGGAACAUUCCUGUAAAAUAUUCAUGCCUUCCCUAGCAGACAUUUACAUGGAAUUAUUCCCAUAGAUAUAUAUGACUAUGAAAGAAGAGAUACAUGUUAAGUUUGCUACAUGAAUGGUAAGAAUUGACCAACACCCAUCUCAUACCAGGU
This is a messenger RNA of Quercus lobata, 2479 nucleotides long. Its product is annotated as Pentatricopeptide repeat (PPR) superfamily protein. Lineage: Eukaryota; Viridiplantae; Streptophyta; Magnoliopsida; Fagales; Fagaceae. Bases 79 to 1728 code for a protein of 549 amino acids. Gene Ontology annotation, biological process: RNA modification. The record is from RefSeq and is a predicted model, not a curated record. The transcript has 3 exons. Gene Ontology annotation, molecular function: protein binding; RNA binding.